GGCAUGUGUAAUCUCCAUAGUGGGCAUGGGUGGUCUUGGUAAGACCACACUUAGUCAACUUGUGUAUAAUGAUGAGAGACUGGACACACAUUUUGACCUCAAAUCAUGGAUAUGUGUCUCAGAUGAAUUUGAUCUUUUGAAAAUUAUGAAGGCAAUUCUUAGACAAGUUAGUCCCCUGAAUUCCAAAGCGAAGGAUCCAAAUCUGCUUCAAGUUAGAUUGAAGGAGAGUGUUAAUGGAAAGAAAUUUCUACUUGUUCUUGAUGACGUUUGGAAUGAAAACUAUAAUAACUGGGACCUGCUACACACUCCCCUCAAAGCCGGCUCCAAAGGAAGUAAAAUUAUUGUGACUACCCGUAGCGAGAAGGUUGCGCUAAUCAUGCGUGCCACUCGAAUUCAUCAUCUGGGGCAGUUGCCAUUUGAAGAUUGCUGGUCUAUUUUUGCUAAACAUGCAUUUGGAAGUGGAGAUUCUAGUCUACAUCCGAAAUUAGAAGCAAUUGGCAAAGAAAUAGUGGGAAAAUGUAAUGGUUCCCCUUUGGCUGCAAAAAUAUUGGGGGGGAUCUUGUAUUGUAAGGUAGCAGAAGAGGAAUGGGAGAAUAUAUUGAACAAGGAAAUGUGGAAGUUGCCGACUAAUGAAAUUUUUUCCUCUUUAAGAUUGAGCUACUACUAUCUUCCUUCACAUUUAAAGCGUUGUUUUGCUUAUUGUUCAAUUUUUCCUAAGAAUUAUGAAUUCCAAAAGGAGAAGCUGAUUCUUUUGUGGAUGGCAGAAGGGUUUUUGCAAGAACCAAGUAGCAAGAAAAGAGAAGAAGGGGUCUCUAAACUGGAGGAAGUGGGAGAUAAGAACUUUAAUGAACUGUUAUCGAGGUCUUUUUUCCAGAAAUCAAGUAACAAUAGAUCAUGUUUUGUAAUGCAUGACCUCAUGAAUGACUUGGCUCAACUUGUGUCCGGAGAAUUUGGUAUCCGAUUGGAGAAUGAUGAGAGGCAUGAAACUCUUGAAAAGGUUCGUCACUUAUCAUAUUUUAGAACAGAAUGUGAUGCCUUUGGGAGAUUUGAGGCCUUUAACGACAUAAAUUGUCUUCGGACCUUCUUAUCUUUACAAAUUCAAGCUUCUGGAUCAGUCUCCCACUUGAGUAAAAGAGUUUCACAUGAUCUACUACCAACAUUGAGAUGGCUGCGGGUAUUGUCUUUGUGUGAUUAUAAAAUAAUUGAUUUGCCUGAUUCAAUAGGUAAUCUGAAACAUUUACGGUAUCUGGAUCUUUCCAAUUGUAUAUUCCUUAUAAGGUUACCUAAAUCAAUAGGUACCUUGCACAAUUUACAAACAAUGAUAUUAUCAGGAUGCUUUUCUCUCAUUGAAUUGCCUGUGGGGAUGGGCAAAUUGAUUAACUUGCGUCAUCUUGAUAUUACUGAUACCAAAGUAACAAAGAUGCCUGCUGAUAUGGGUCAACUAAAAAGUUUGCAGACACUGAGUACUUUUAUGGUGGGCCAAGGAGAUCGGUCUAGUAUUGGAAAGUUAAGGGAGCUUCCCUAUAUUAGUGGAAAGCUUCAGAUUGCGGGGCUGCAGAAUGUGUUGGGUUUUAGGGAUGCCUUGGAGGCUAAUUUGAAGGACAAGCGGUACCUGGAUGAGUUACUUCUGCAGUGGAAUCACAGUACUGACGGUGUUCUGCAACAUGGAACAGACGUACUUAACAAGUUACAGCCUCAUUUAAUUGCUUUGGUGGUACAAGAUUUCCAGUUUGGCUUGGAGAUCUUUCAUUCUUCAAUAUUGUUACCCUGCAUCUCUACAAAUGUAAACACUGCCCAUUCUUGCCGCUUCCCUCUCUUCAAGUUCUUGAUAUAAGAGGGAUGAACGG
Vitis riparia (riverbank grape) is the source of this 1847-nucleotide messenger RNA. Its product is annotated as putative disease resistance RPP13-like protein 1. The record is from RefSeq and is a predicted model, not a curated record. The transcript has a single exon. Gene Ontology annotation, biological process: defense response to other organism. Gene Ontology annotation, molecular function: protein binding; ADP binding. Lineage: Eukaryota; Viridiplantae; Streptophyta; Magnoliopsida; Vitales; Vitaceae. Bases 26 to 1834 code for a protein of 602 amino acids.